Molecule: messenger RNA, 6464 nt
Organism: Astyanax mexicanus (Mexican tetra)
Lineage: Eukaryota; Metazoa; Chordata; Actinopteri; Characiformes; Acestrorhamphidae
Gene: itga7
Product: integrin, alpha 7
Exons: 25
Coding region: 358-3741 (1127 amino acids)
Biological process (GO): leukocyte migration; cell adhesion mediated by integrin; cell-matrix adhesion
Cellular component (GO): external side of plasma membrane; integrin complex
Molecular function (GO): integrin binding
Source: RefSeq, a predicted model, not a curated record
UCUGUGUGUGUGUCUCAGAACCAGGGGGAACACACAAGGGACACCACGGACUCUCACACACACCCACACACACCCUCACACACACACACACGCACACUAACACACACACACACACUGAAGCCCAUUAGGCCGGCCGGUAUCGGCUGUCAGAAGCAGCAGUGCGGAGAGAGACAGAGGGACAGACGGACAGACAGGGGGAAAAGACAGGCAAUAGUUGGACGGACAGGCAGUAGUGGGACAGGGGGAGGGGCCUGCUGUGGUUUAUGGACUGUACUGAUUCUGCUGGACCCAGAGAGAGAGAGAGAGGACCCACACCAGCAGCAGGACCCUCAGCAGUGUGUAUGAGUGUGAGUGAUUAUGUGUAGGGAGGACAGUGCUAUGGAUCUCCAGUCCACACACAGGAGGACUGCUGGACUGACCGGGCCACUGGUGCUGCUGGUGCUUCUUCUGCUGGCCCUCACUGCCCCAACCUCAGCCUUCAACCUGGACACCACAGACACCCUGAAUAAGGAGGGCGAGGUGGGCAGCUUCUUCGGCUUCUCGCUCGCCCUGCACCAGCAACUCUCUCCACAGCCCAAGAGCUGGCUCCUGGUUGGGGCUCCUCGGGCCAGAGGUCUUGGGGCACUGAGGAACAGUCACCCUGGUGCUUUAUACCGGUGUCCAAUCACAGCAGAGGAGUAUGACUGUGAGCGAGUGGACAUUGAUGGAGAUGUGAGCCUGGAUCGGGAGAGUAAGGAUAACCAGUGGCUGGGUGUGACGGUGAAGAGUCAGGGGAUUGGAGGAAAAGUGGUGGCAUGUGCCCACCUGUACGAGCUGAGGCAGCGGGUCAAUGAACUGUCUGAGACCAGAGACCCAAUUGGACGCUGCUACAUGCUGAGUGAGGACCUGACGGAGAGAGACGAUCUGGACGGAGGAGAGUGGAAGUUUUGCGAGGGUCGGCCGCAGGGCCAUGAGCAGUUCGGGUUCUGCCAGCAGGGACUGGCGGCUAGCUUUACACCGGACAAUAACUAUGUCCUGUUUGGAGCGCCUGGAACUUACAAUUGGAAAGGCGAGAUGCGAGUCCAGCAGCUCAACCAAACCCUGAUACACAUGGGGUUUUACGACGACGGCCCCUACGAGGUGGCGGGCGAGAAACAGCAAAAUGCCAUGCUGAUUCCUCUUCCAUACCACAGCUACCUGGGCUUCUCUGUCGAUUCAGCUAAAGGUAUAAUGAGCCGGGGGGAGCUGACCUUCGUGGCGGGAGCGCCGAGAGCCAAUCACACGGGGGCGGUGGUGCUGCUGAAGAAGGACAACGUGUACCGGCUGGUGCCAGAGUAUAUCUUGUGGGGGGAGGAGCUGGCAUCCUCCUUCGGCUACUCUGUGGCCACCACCGACCUCAAUUCGGAUGGCUGGACUGAUCUAAUAGUGGGAGCGCCUAACUUCUUUGAUCGCAAAGCUGAGAUCGGUGGAGCCGUGUACGUGUUCCUGAACCCAGCGAGCCACUGGGAGAAAGCUAGGCCCAUCCGCCUCAAUGGAACCUACGACUCCAUGUUCGGCAUGACGGUCAGCAGCGUCGGGGAUCUGGACCAAGAUGGUUAUGGAGAUGUUGCAGUUGGAGCUCCAUUUGAUGGAGAUGGGAAGGUGUUCAUCUUCAGAGGAUCUGCCAAUGGCAUUGAUACUAAACCCUCUCAGGUUCUGGACGGGUUAAAUGCAGGUGUUAAACGCUUUGGAUAUUCGAUAUCAGGAGGUCUAGAUAUUGAUGGAAACCUGUACCCAGAUCUAGCAGUGGGUUCCCUCAGUGACCAGGUGGUUCUCUACAGGUCGCGUCCGGUAAUCCAUGUGGUCAGGGACAUUUCCUUGGAGCCUCAGCCCAUUGACCUGACCCAGCAGAACUGCCAGGGCAGAGACGGCGUGUGUGUGCGGAUCGAGGCAUGUUACACUUACACCGCCCACCCAGAAACCUACUCACCUCACAUCACUCUGAGUGUGCACUUUGAAGCAGACACAGAGCGCAGGAAAUUGGGACUGCCCCACAGAGUCUACUUCCUGGGACGGGCCGCGUCCGAGCCCGAGUACGUCCACACUAAAGAUCUGGAGCUGAGGGGUCAGAAACACCCAGCCUGCCAAACCGCCACCUUCGUACUGCAGGAGAACAUCAGGGAUAAACUGCGUCCUAUCUCUCUGGCGAUCACACACACCAUAAAGAAGACCCGGCACCAAGGCCACUUCGGGGAUAAGCACCUGGGACGGCUGAGUCCAGUUCUGGGAGUCAGUCUCUCAAACACGUACUACUCUGAGGUCAAUUUCCUAAGAGAGGGCUGUGGUGAGGACAAGAUCUGCCAGAGCAACCUGAAGCUCAGCUACCAGUUUGGCACCAGAGCUCCCACUUCAGAUAUCUUCACCCCAUUACCACUGGACGAGGACGGUGUUCCUGUGUUCUCGCUGUCGGAUCAGAGGUCAGUGGUUCUGGAAGUGACAGUCAGUAACACGCCCUCUGACCCAGAGAACCCGCAGGAGGAUGGUGAUGAUGCCCACGCUGCCCAGAUGGUGGUCACUCUGCCCAGCACACUGUCCUACUCCGGCUUCAGAGGACAGCAGGUCGUGUGCCAAGCCAAUCAGAAUGGCUCCCAGGCAGAGUGUGAGCUGGGAAAUCCUGUCAAAAGAGAUGCAGUGCUGAAAUUCUACAUCAUACUGAGCACCUCGGCGAUCACCAUUGAAACAACGUCUCUAUCUGUAGAUCUUCUGAUGUCCACGAUCAGUGAGCAGCCUGGUCUGACUACAGUCACAGCAUUCGCCAAAGUAGUGAUAGAGCUCCCUCUGGCGGUCAGCGGACUCGCUCGUCCUCACCAGCUCUUCUUCAGUGGGGAGGUGAGGGGCGAGAGUGCGAUGAAGACUUUGGACGAUGUGGGCAGUGAAGUGGAGUAUGAAUUCAUGGUCACCAACACCGGCCCGUCCGUCCAGACUCUCGGCUCGGCGUUCCUGAACAUCAUGUGGCCUCAUGAGCUGGCAAACGGGAAGUGGCUGCUGUAUCCAUCCGGCUUGCACAUCGAGGGUCACCCGCAAACCCACUGCACCCCCAAGUCAGCCCUGGACCCCCGAGGACUGCGGCCCAAAGAGAACCACGUUCAGAACCUGAAGGCCAGAAGGAAGACUCGCUCACAUCCAGAGGAAGAGGAGGAGGAAGGUAAGACCAUGACGAAGGGCGGCCCACCCAAUACCACGCCCGCUGUGGCCGCUUCUGAGAGGAGGAAGUCUCUGAAACUGGACUGUUUGUUGGGUUCUGCGCGUUGUGUGCUUCUCCAGUGUCCGCUGCACAGUUUCUCGGGUUCGGCCUUAUUCAGGAUCAGCGCCCGUCUGUGGAACACCACAUUUAUAGAGGAGUUCUCAGCGGUCAGUGCGCUGGAGCUGCUGGUCAGAGCGAACAUCACCGUCAAGUCCAGCAUUAAACAUCUAGUGCUCAGAGAUGCUGCAGCACAGGUUCCAGUAAUGAUCUACCCAGAACACGGGCUUUCAGACCAGUACUGGAUCCCCUGGUGGAUCAUCCUGAUCGCGAUUCUGGCCGGAGUUCUGGUUCUGGCUCUGCUGGUCUGCAUUCUCUGGAAGUGUGGGUUCUUCCGGCGGGCCCAGUAUAAAGAUAAGGUUCCUCAGUACCACGCUGUGAAGAUCCCACGACAAGAACGUUCUCAGUUCCAGGAUAACAAGUCCACCGUUCUACACAAGAAGGAGUGGGCGACCCACUGGACUGACGUGUCCGGGUCCUAAUGUUCUGGAACUUUCCUUUUUCUUCCCUCCCUCGCUCGUCCUCAGCGGACCCGGCCCGAAGCGUCCCGUCCCGACGGCAGCACCUGGACGCUGGGCACCUUUAUACUGCAUAGACUUUAUAACUGCUACCUUUACUAACACACACACACACACACACACCUUCACACAGCUACAUUAGAGUACACAACUAAACCCAUAGAACUGCUGUGUGCACUGAAACUUGUCCAAAAUGUCCUAUUAAAAGUUCUACCAAAGGCCUACAGUACAUGCAGAUGUGCCUAUAGAAAAAAAAGUUCACCAACUUUCUCUCUUCCAAAAUUCUCUCUAUAGUUUAGCAUCACUUAAAAUAUGAAAAAAAUCCUUCAGAAAGGGUUUGAUGGAUGGUGAAUUGAUGGUGUAAAACGCUUCACUUCUACGUUUCUAGAUAGUCUUCCCCAGUCAGAAUAGUGUACAGUGGUGGUGAAUGGAAGCAGACACCCGGACCUCUAAGCCCCGCCCCCACUAAAUGUAUUUGAAAUGUAUUACACCAAAUGGCCAAAUAUGAAUACUCUGCCUGAUGCUGCUUCACACCUGUUUUCAAAUUCGCAUAUCAUUAAAAUGGUGGAGGGAUACGUAUGCAAUAUGCAGGGAGUAGUGCAGCAAAAAGUAGUGCCUAAUGAUUAUCCCUAGUGUUAUUUAGGUUUUCUGCUGUUUUACCAUCAUCACCAUUCCAUGCGAAAUUUAGAAAAAGACUAAAAUUAAUUAUUUUCGAUUAUAUUUUGUUUCUAUUCACCACCACUGUAAAUCAAUUGCUCUUCCUAUAUUUCUAUAUUUUAGAACAAACUAGGGAUGCACCAAAAUUAUAAAUUUAUUAGGCGAGAAUCAAACUAAAUAAAACAUUUGCCCAAACAAUACAAACAUUUUUUUCUUACAUACUGAAUUUAUUUAUGUUUUUUAAUAUUUCCACACAGCUGACAUUUCUUAAAAAUUUUAUUACACAUGUUUACAUGGCUAUUAUUGUUCUUUUGUUUAGACUAUUUUAUUUAUAUUUAUUUAGACUUGUUUAAUAGAAAUUGGAUUGGACUUCUUUAUUCUAAUUAGAGUAUACACAUGGGCAUAUUCUUUUCCGAUCAAGCUAUUAGUUGGAUUAAAAUCAACAAGUUUUUUUUUUUUACUUUCUAUUAUGUUUAUUUAUUCAUUUGGUUUGUUUGUCUAAUUUUUGGUGCAUCCCUACAACCCCAAGCCCAAGCCCAAUCUUGCCCAAUUUUGUCAAAUUGUCAAAUUUGUCAAAUUUUCCUUAUGAUAAACACACAGCAUUAGUCUUUAGUCUUAGGCUGUUUUUAGGUUGUUUUAGGUUGUUUUUAGGUUGUUUUCAGGUUCCGGUGCAGACUGUUGAACUGUAAGACUGUAGGACAGCAGCACUUCUUGUUUAUCAUCUCAUCUUGUUUUAAGUGUAGCAUCUGAUAGAAGUGCCUUACUGAACUCCUCAGAUUAGAAUCAGAGGUGAAACCCACCGUUUUAAUUUCUUCAUCAUUUAAAUGAAUGAAGAAAUUAUGACAUGUGUCUACAGAGAACUCUGCUAGAUCUUUUCUGAUUCCAGAGAUGUACAUCCAUAAGAUUCUCAUGGGUCUGACCUUUAAUAAUGUUCCUAAAUGUUGAAUCUUUCACUGCUCCAGUAAAAAAAAAGAAGCCAGUUUCAGGAAUCUCCUAGUUAAUAAACCAAUAGAAGCUGUAGGUUCUAUUCUAAGAUUCUAAGGUUCUAGAAGUUACUCAGUACUGUACAAACUGAAGUACUUUUGUGCUUUUGACACCUAUUGCAGUCGUUGUAUCACAGCUGGAUGGAAUAUUAGGAUUAUCUGGUCCAACCUGAAUGAACAUCAGAGAGUUUAUAGGUGCACAGCUUUAAUAUUAGAUACACUAAUCACCACAUUUACUCUAUUAAACUGUUAAUCCAGACUAAGUACUGGAGGUUCUCCGGUUCAGAACUGUCCAGACUGUUUUAUAUUGUUCUGAAUUUUCUUUUUAAGUUGUUUAGUUUCAGUUUCAUAUUAAAUCAAUACUAUUGCUGUAUGACUGUUCGGGUGAAAACGGAGCAUGCACGUUCCUCACACUGCUCACUUCUUAGCGAUCUGUUAAUUUAAGCAAUAAUAAUAAUAAUAAUAAUACAUAUUGCCUGCGGCCUCAUGCCUAUGACCACAGCACAGCAGUGCCAAUAUUACACAUUAUAGCACGAACCUAGAGUGUACUAUUGUGAUUAUACCACAGUUUAAUUAUUACUGUUUAUUAAAAGAUUUUGAGUUAUAAAAAUGGAGAAAAUACGAUCUGUUUGGUUAUAAAUACUCUGCAAGCUGUUUGUAGCUGCGCUGUUUGGCUUGUAAGCGCUGCAUUGUUGCUAGGUUACCUAUAUGUGAUGGAGUAGUACAUGGAGGGCUUCGGUUACAGUCCUUUACUGGCUGAUAACGUUACUCACAUCGCAGGGUCGGAACUAACUGUGGUAUAAUAUAAUAUAGAAUGUGGAAUUAAUCCCCAAAUUUUUGGGACACUUGCUUGUUUUUUUUUUUUUUUAAUCUGCUUUUGUUGCAGUAACUGCAUCUAUUGUCCAGACUAAAGACUUUCGGCUAGAUUUUUUAGAAGAGUAGAAACAUUGCAAUGGAAUGGAUUUGAUUGCAUUCAGAAAGAAGAAGACAAGAGGUCACCACUCCCAAACUCUUCCCAUUCAAAAUUCAAAGUAUUGGACGGAGCUC